Musa acuminata AAA Group (dessert banana) is the source of this 372-nucleotide messenger RNA. Its product is annotated as auxin-induced protein 15A-like. Lineage: Eukaryota; Viridiplantae; Streptophyta; Magnoliopsida; Zingiberales; Musaceae. The record is from RefSeq and is a predicted model, not a curated record. The transcript has a single exon. The coding region runs from base 1 to 372 and encodes 123 amino acids. Gene Ontology annotation, biological process: response to auxin.
AUGGAUGACAUGAAGGCAAAUUCCAAGUUAGCAGUGCCAGUGAUGCUGCAACAGGUGCUGAAGAGGUGGAAGAAGCUUGCCAUUGCACCCGGAAACAGCAGCAAGAAGUUUCUGCACAAGACACAUGGUGUUCCCAAGGGAUUCCUCGCCGUGCGCGUCGGGGAGGAGAUGAAGAGGUUUGUGAUCCCGACGACUUACUUGCACCACCACGCCUUCCGAGUUCUUCUCGGGGAGGCGGAGGAGGAGUUCGGGUUCCAGCAGGAAGGUGCGCUGAGGAUGCCCUGCGAGGUUGCCGCGUUCGAGAGGACACUGGAGGUGGUGCAGCAGCAGAAGAAGCAACGCUUCUGCUGGGGUUCCCCCUCUGGAUGUUGA